GCCUUCUUUCAGGCACGUCAAAAAUCUUUUGACGACCAUCAUUGGGAUGAGGUGCCCAUACCCUCAAACUGGCAGAUGUUGGGCAUCUGCACACCCAUCUACACCAACAUCACCUUCCCAUUUACGUCCGUGCCACUUGACACACCGCUACUGGUCAUUCAUCGGGUAGAUCCUUCAUGCCUGUACCGGACGGUGUUCCACGUACCACCCGAGCAUGCAGAUCGAAGGGUCCACCUCGUCUUCCAUGCGGUGGGCUCUGCCGUGAUGCUGUGGGUGGAUGGGCAGUACAUUGGCUAUUCCCAGGACUCGAUGACUGCGGCUGAAUUUGACAUCACUGAUGCUCUGAAACAAGGCAAGCAGCCAGAGAGUGGAGGCGCCUCAGUCUCGGAGGCCUUGCUGUCGGAUCAGCACCUCUCAGACCAUGUGCUGGUCGCCAUGGUUCCAAUGUGGUGUGAUGGUAGCUACCUGGAGGACCAGGAUCAGUGGUGGCUCACGGGAAUUCACCGCACGGUCGAGCUUCACUUCGCUGCUCGGCACGAGGGGCGGGCUCAUGAUUACAGCACGGAGACUUGGCUUGAAGGCAACGAGGGCCAACUGAAAAUACUUUGCCGCUUGAGCGGCCCUGCCGCGAAAGCUUCCAUGCGCUUUUCCUUAAGUGCUGCUGGUAGCUCCGAUGCCUUGACAUCUUGCAGCGCGGUUCCAGAGAAAUCCCGAAGCUACACUGAGUCUUCGGAGGAAGAGUGCUGGUGUGCCUUGCCUUCACAGAGACUAUGGAAGGCCAGAAGCCAGCUGAUUCCAAGUCGACGGGCCAAGCCGCCGAGCCGCCGAGCCCAGGCAUGGAGAGAACAAUUUCUUCAUCGCACGUGGAAUAUGUUCCAACGAGCCGAGAACCAUCCCUGCGUCAUCGUGUGGUCCUUGGGGAAUGAAAGCGGCUGGGGUCCCAACUUCGCCGCUUGCGCCCAAGCCUUGCGCCAGUGGGAUCCGCAGCGGCGUCCCGUGCAGUAUGAAGGGGCCGAAGGUCACGGUGAUGCGGUGUUCUUCUGCGGAGAUGGCCAAGGCCAAGUAUUGGUCUCCGCCAAUGAUUUUGCCACUGGCGGCGCCAGAUACACAGAACAUCGGCAGAUCCAGGGAGGCUUUGUUUGGGAGUGGGCUGAUGGAGCCAUCAAGGCCGGUGCUUCACAGACGUUUGACCAGUAG
Molecule: messenger RNA, 1197 nt
Organism: Durusdinium trenchii
Lineage: Eukaryota; Dinophyceae; Suessiales; Symbiodiniaceae
Source: the annotation of a GenBank genome assembly